AUUCAGAGGGAUCUAAUCUAUUUUCAGCCAUGAUAUCGUAGUGCCAACUCUUUUCCUGCUGGUUAAUAAUAAUAAGAGGUGAAAUAAGGUAAAUUAGUGACGUUGUACCUCCGACUCAAGCAAAAUCGGGAAAUCGUACCAUUCACGUUCCACACCUCCCAAGCCCAAAGCUCUUCUCAGUGCUCAUACAUAAAGGUCCACUUUCCCUCUGCUUAGCCACUUCCUUUUGCAAACAUACAUUCCAAUCCUCUCUUCAUCAAACAUCGAACAUCGAACGUCAAGACAAAGAAGAAUAAGAACUCUGCGCUUUUAAGACACUCGUCAAUCAAUCAACAAGACUCAUCAAACCACCCUUUUACCAACCAAAUCCAACAUCAUGCCUUUCACAGCAAGUCUGAUCAAUCACAUCAACGAGUAUCGAUUACUGACAUUCCACAAUAGCGAUAUCUGCAAGAUCAUUCUCGCCGUCAUCUUACCACCUCUUGGUGUAUUCCUUGAGAGAGGUUGCGGUGCCGAUUUGCUCAUCAACAUCCUGCUCACCAUCCUUGGAUAUAUCCCCGGUAUCAUUCACGCUCUAUACAUCAUUCUAAAGUAUUAAGCUUCUCAUGACAACGACUUUCUUCAAACUCAAAAAUAAACGAUAUACCCCUACUCGACUUCGAUCAUACGAUACCUCAAGCAUCUUCCCACCUCUUUCACAUCUUCUCGAAAUCAGGUCUGACCAAUACGGUUCGUACUCAGACAUGUUAAUGAACAACCAACCUCUUGGCAUCGGAAGAGUCGGCUGCUGAAUAUUUCUCGGCUUGAAAUUAUGAUGGCUUGGGAGUUGGAGACAUAAACAUGCAUGGGCAUGGGUCAUUUGGGACGAUUAUGAUUUUCUGAUUAAUACUCUUUUCUUGCGCAUUUCAUACAUGGGGUUUUCAUGGAAUGGUUUUUCUCGUUUGGUUUUUUGGCAGCAUGUCUACGGACCUGCGGUGCAAUAUGGGUCUUUAGGGGGGGGGGGGAUUGUACAGAGAGAUGGAUCAAUGGAUAAUAUAAUGAAUGAUUACAAUCUGAUUACAGAAUAUGAAACGUUUGGAAAUAU
Molecule: messenger RNA, 1084 nt
Organism: Botrytis porri
Lineage: Eukaryota; Fungi; Ascomycota; Leotiomycetes; Helotiales; Sclerotiniaceae
Exons: 3
Coding region: 377-598 (73 amino acids)
Cellular component (GO): membrane
Source: RefSeq, a predicted model, not a curated record